This is a messenger RNA of Lactuca sativa (garden lettuce), 1137 nucleotides long. RefSeq lists its product as uncharacterized. Lineage: Eukaryota; Viridiplantae; Streptophyta; Magnoliopsida; Asterales; Asteraceae. The record is from RefSeq and is a predicted model, not a curated record.
UCACUUCGACAUUCUUGCCCAAUAUGAGAAAGUUUCAAUGGGGUUUUUUGGUUAUGCUCCUUUUGAACUUGGAGACUCUAUCUAUUGCUUGUCCAACAUGUGAACCACCAUCUCCACCUACUAAACCCCCAUAUCUCCCACCAAUUAUCGUCAAACCACAACCAUCACCACCAAAAUUAACCCCACCAGUGUAUAAACCACCGCCACAAUCAUCCCCACCCUCCUUUCCAAAACCGCCAACCACUAGUCCUGCCCCUCCAACUAUUAAACCACCUUAUUCCCCUAAACCACCAUUUCUACAUCCACCUACCGUUAAACCACCAACCACCACACCUAGUCCGACUCCACCCACAUCUAAGCCACCUUCCGUACAUCCACCCAUUGUUAAACCACCUUAUUUCCCAAAGCCACCAUUCAUACAUCCACCCGUCGUUAAACCACCUUAUUUCCCAAAACCACCAUUCAUACAUCCACCCGUCGUUAAACCACCUUAUUUCCCAAAGCCACCAUUCGGUCAUCCACCUGUUGUUAAACCACCUUAUUUCCCAAAGCCACCAUUCGUACAUCCACCAAUCGUCAAACCACCAUUUAUACAUCCACCCAUUGACAACCCACCGUUGGUACUUCCACCAUUUGUACAUCCGCCAAUAGUAAAACCACCAUUUGUACAUCCACCUUUUUGGCCAAAAGCACCUCUUUUGUUUCCACCAAUAGAAAUACCACCUAAAAUAUAUCCACCUAGUCAUCCUAUGCCACCAGUAAUUUUGCCACCAAUUUAUCCACACUACGUGUCACCACCGCCACCACCACGGGUCACAAAACCGCCACCUACUCCAAUAAUUUUUCCACCACCAACCGCUAAAAGACCACCUCAUCCACCAUUAAUAGUGCAUCCUCCGCCAUCACCAGUUGUAAAGCCAUGCCCACCACCGCCACCACCGUCAGUGCCAUGCCCGCCACCAUUGAAAUCGGUGCAAGAAAAAUCUUGAAGUGAAAAUUUGUAACGGGAAAUAAAAUGUUUAAGCAACUCUUAAAUAUGUAUGCUCUUAAUAAGUAGGAAUUCCUUCAUCAAAUGAAAACUAAAACCAUAUUAAGAUGUUUUGAUGCAUUUUAUAAAAUAUGUUAUUUGUUGUUGUA